Messenger RNA from Ictalurus punctatus (channel catfish), 9187 nucleotides. RefSeq names its product galactose-3-O-sulfotransferase 1b (gene gal3st1b). Bases 216 to 1478 code for a protein of 420 amino acids. Gene Ontology annotation, molecular function: galactosylceramide sulfotransferase activity. Gene Ontology annotation, biological process: myelination; galactosylceramide biosynthetic process. The transcript is spliced from 6 exons. Gene Ontology annotation, cellular component: membrane. The record is from RefSeq and is a predicted model, not a curated record. NCBI's taxonomy places the organism in Eukaryota, Metazoa, Chordata, Actinopteri, Siluriformes, Ictaluridae.
ACAGAGCCAUACAGGUGAAAGUCAGAGGAAAAGCAGAACAGGUUCUUUGAGCUGGGUAUGAAACUGUAAGCAUGACAUAAAGGUGUUAGAAUGUCUCAAGUUCUCAAACAUUUCUUCAGGACAGAGUUGUCCCUGACUCUCCUGGGUCUAAGUCAGGAAUUGCUUAAAUAAGGUUGCCUAACGUUUGGGAAUCAAAUCUGGAGGGCGUGUAGAAAAUGUUCCAUCAUCUGCCCAGGUCAGGUGCACACAAGCUUAUGUUGGGUUUCCUGUUUACCUGCAUCACGAUGAUGUUGUACUGUUUUUCGACGCCAACAUUCCAAGGCAACACACCAAGAUUUCCAGUGCCAGCUCCAUGUGCAAAUAAAACCCCGCCUUCUCAAAAGAACAAGGGCUCGUUCUCUUCAAGUGAGGUGAAGCACUGUGUGCCAAAAGUGAACCUGAUGUUCUUAAAGACCCACAAAGCAGCAAGCAGCACUAUUCUAAAUAUUCUCCUGCGUUAUGGGGAGAAACAAAGGCUGACGUUUGCUCUCCCCAAUGGUCGCAACGAUUUCGCUUAUCCAGCUACAUUCACGCGCACGCACGUGAAGGAUUACAGGCCAGGCGCAUGCUUCAAUAUCAUCUGCAACCACAUGCGUUUCAAUGCUCCCGAAGUCGAAGCGCUUCUACCGGCCGAUGCGUUCUUCUUCACCAUCCUCAGAGACCCGGCUCUGGUCUUCGAGUCCUCGUUCCAUUACUUCAAAAGGGUUGUGCCCUUGAUAUGGAGGAUCCAUGGUGAGGAUAAACUGACAGAGUUUCUGAAUGAUCCCCAGCUCUACUUUAACUCAGAAGGCUUCAAUUCCUUUUAUCUGAAGAACCCUCAUUUUUUUGACCUUGGCUUUGACAACACAUUGGAGCCAGAGGAUCCGACAGUGGACAGUGCCAUUCAUGCAAUUGCGGAGCGCUUCCAGCUCGUCCUGAUUGCUGAACAUUUCGAGGAGUCACUCAUUCUGCUCAAGGAUGCACUCUGCUGGCAGAUGGAUGACUUGCUGUUCUUCAAUAUGAACACACGCAGGCCUAGUAGUGUGUCCCAGCUCACGCCCGAACUGAGGGUCAAGGCACGUGAGUGGAACAGCGUUGACUGGAAGCUCUACCGUUACUUCAACGCCACGCUCUGGGCCAAAGUGGACGCCUACGGGAGGGAGCGCAUGCAAAAGGAGGUGAAAAAGUUGCGCCAAAGGAACAGCGAGAUGGCAGCCAUCUGCAUUAGCGGUGGGAUGGCUGUGGAGGAUCAGGACAUAAGGGACCAAAGCAUGAGGCCCUGGCAGCCUGUUGGAGAGAGCUCUAUUUUGGGAUACAACAUGAAGAGCAACAUUGAGCCGCAAUACAGGGAGCUCUGCCGAAAGAUGCUAACGCCUGAAAUUCAGUACCUAACAGACCUGGGAGUAAAUCUGUGGAUAACCAGAUUAUGGGGCUGGUUUAAAGCUUUUUUAACAUUAUGAUUUAAGGAAAUAGUGUCAUGCUAUAACUGACCUCACAAUGUGUUUUAUUUUAUUGUUUUAAAUGCUAAAAUGCUAAAAUAUGGUUGAAACAUUUCAUGACUUACAGUGCCCUCCAUUAAUGUUGGCACCCUUGGUAAAUAUGAGCAAAGAAAGCUGUUAAAAUUGUCUUUAUUGUUUAACUUUUUGAUAUUUAACUUUUCUUCAAAAUAUUCACAAAAACACUCUGCUCUCAUGGAGAUCAAACAUAUUUUAUUUAACUUUGUACAAUAUAGGUGUACAACAGUUAUUGGCACCCCAUGAAUUCAUAUGAGAAAAAAUAUAUUUGAAGUAUAUUCACAUUGAUAUUUUACAUUUUAUUUUGUACACCUGGGUGACUAGGAACAGGAAAUUGUUCAACCAUGACUUCCUGUUUUCACAGGGGUAUAAAUAUGAUAAAUAUGAGGUAACGCAUAGGUCAAAUUCCCUUAGUCAUUCAUAACAAUGGGUAAGUCCAAGAACCCCAUAGAGAACCUGUGGGGUGAACUGAAGAGGAGACUCCACCAGCGUGGACCUCGAAAUGUGAAGGAUCUGGAGAGGUUCUGUACGGAGGAACGCUCUCAGAUCCCUCGCCAUGUAUUCUCCAACCUCAUCAGGCGUUAUAGGAGAAGACUCAGAGCUGUUAUCUUGGUGGGAGGGAGGUAGCACAAAGUACUGACUAAAAAGAUGCCAAUAAUUGUUGCACACUUUUUUGAUAAACCUGUGUUUUGUUUGCUAUUAUUUGAUAUCCAUGAGAGUAGAGUAUUUUUUUUUUUUAAUUUUGCACAAAAGAUCAAAAGGUUAUACAAUAAAACAAAUGUUCACAGCCUUCUUUGCUCAUAUUUACAAAGGGCACUGUAACUGGUACAAGAAAUGCCAGCCUUGCAGUAAAUUAGCACGUUUCAUAAUUAUUGUGUGUGUGUUUUAAAAGGUAAAAUAUUUUGAUAGAACCGAAGAUGAAAUUUCCUAUUGUCGCUAUUGUUUUAGAGAUAAUCAAGAGAAGGCAAAAAGCAUCUGGUCCACACAAGGUCCAUAAGCCUUUUCUUUCCCCACCUCUUUGACUGCUGCUGACGUUACCACCUUCUCUGAUGAGAUCUCAUUUGCCAAAGUCUGUCAGUUUCCCCCCUUCCUGUCCCUAUUCCUCAUUCUUCAUGCCACUAGUUCAGCCAAACUAUCAUCAGUAAUCUCCUUCUUGAACUCUCAGCAGCCUUCAACAUGGUCAAGUCUCUCCUGUCCUCCCAAGGGAAAGAAGCCUUGGAAUUGUUGUGUUGUGGAGAGGAUCCACAUCACAUCUGCUGCAUGCAGACUCUCCACUGGUGUUCCACAACGCUCAGUUCUCGGUCCUCUUCUAUUCUCCCCCUAAACCCGUUCUAUUGGGGAAAUCAUAUCCUCACAUAGUUUUCAUACCUCUGCUAUACUGAUGAUGCUCAAGUCUUUCUCUCCUCUUCAAAGUAGGAUGUUGUUUCGCUUACCCAAUGAUUCAGAUACAGCCCUGCUCAGAUCACACCAUCUGACAACGCAGGCAACCUUGUGGUACUUCUGUUCAACCAACUAUCCUUCUGUCUUCAGGUUGCUAACCUGACUCUGUCAUUCGAAUUUCAACGUCAUGAGGAUUUCCACAGACAUCACUCAGGUGCUUGUUUAGAGCCCUACUCUAGCUUUUCCACAGCCGAGUCACCAUCUGCAUUCACACAAACAUGGAAGACCUACCUCCUCGUUAAGCAUGUAAAUUAGCACUUAUUAAAAAAAAAACUUGACCUGUACUGUUUUUUUUGUUUGCUACCAACUUGUUAUGCUAACUCCUUAGAGGAGUUAGCACUAAUUAAAGAGAACUCGAUUAUGCUGUUUUUGUUGCUGUAUACACUUGUGCUAACUCCUCAGGGGCAGUUGUGGUUCAGUGUUUAGGGUCCUAGAAUGCUGCUCAAAAGGUUGCGCUCUUCUCUAUCAUGGUGCUCUAUCAGGGCAGGGUGCACCCUGAUCCUAGCUUACUGACAAGCUGGAAGACAUGAAGAAAUUUACAUGAAGAAUUUGACUGGACCAUACAUAUGUGUGACAAUAAAGGCUUUCUUUUCUUUCUUUCUGUUUCUUCUCUCACAGCAUUUUAGCUGUGAGACCCUUAUUUCUGUAAGCCAUACUGGAUAAGGGUGCCAACACAUGAUCAGAACAAACAGAGAUAAGAAGAAAAGAGGCCUAUUAGGAAAUAUGUCAUUUUUUGGACCUUAAUACUUGUGUUUGGUUGAUCAUAUGUUCAUGAACUAUCUGAUAAGGUGUAGCAUGUGGUAUGAUAUAGAAUUUUGAGGAGAACCCUACAUUCAGGAAGAGGAACCACCAGGUGGUGUGCACCAGCAUUAAGUCACUGUGAAAGCCUUCAAUUUUUUUCUCAAUGCUGCUCUGGGACAGUGUUACACAAUUAUAGUCCUUUUGGUGGGCCAUAGACAUUCAGUAUACUUAUGGUUCUGGCUUCGUUUCAUUAGUAACCUAUAUUCACAGGAUCUACACCAGUCUAAGACAGGAAACACCUGCUAGAGCAGUUAAAGAAAUUACUAUAGACAUUGAGGUCAGAAAGAGUGGGUCAGCAGAUCCAGAUUUAAACGGCAAUCACAAAUUAGGUUGCAUGCGAGUGCUGAAAGGGGUAAUUAAUAUGUAAAUGUACCGUAUACACUCUGAUAUGUUGUUUUAACAUUGGAAAUAAUUUCCAUUUAAGUUUCCCCAUAGUGAGUAUGUCAGUGAUCAUAAUGUUUUUGCAGUACAGUGCCUUCUGUGCCAUCACCAGAUGAGUCAGUUCCUUAAAGUAGCACAUCAGUUAUGUUUUACUUGUUGUACCUAUUUCAGGAACUGAAUCAUCUGAUGACAGCACAAAUAACAAUGCAGUGGACCGUGAGGAGAAUGGCCCAUCAGUAAUUCCUAGAGAAACUGGACUAUUCUACUUUUUUUUUUUUUAACUUUAGUGCUUUAAGUGGUUCGUCUUAGAUUACAUAAUCGUCAUCAUUGACAAUUGAGCAUGUUAUAGAAGCAGUGGUGGCUUGAGGCGUUCUCUUAGAAGCCCAACAGUGGUUCUCUGGAAGCUCUGAUGAUUUGACCACACAAUCUUAUGGUCAUUGAGCCAUAAUCUUAACCACUUAAGCCACAUGGUUUGUGAAUGUUUUCAAGUUCAGAUAUAAGUGAACAUAAUCUAUGGGCAAACAUAACAGUUUUCCUGCAUUUCACAGACAGUAGCAGACAAUCAGCUGAAGGUGAGAAUGACUCUGAGAAAAAAACCAAAAAAAACCCCAUCUUCCAACGAAAUCUAAUCAAGUGACCGAUACACCGAACACCAUCCAAUGAAUGUAAAGUCACCAAAUCAGAAAUAACUUGGAAAACGUUAUUGGUGUGUGGGUUUGAAUUUGUAACUAAUGAGCUGUCAGUUAGAUAAGUGUAUAAAAAAACAUGGAUAAUCAUAAAAACACACUGUAUCAAUGAAAAGAACAUUUUUUAAAGAAGCCAAAGAAUGGGAAGCCAAAGAAUGUUCAUUUUCGUAAUAAAUAAAAACUCCCAACUAAAAUGAGCCAAAGAAGUCUCAGCAUGCUUGACACGUUUGAGCUUGUUAAAGAGCUGGACUUGGUGGAUGAGUUUGUGAGGUGAAAACCAAGAAAGAAGACUGCUUUCUGCAUAUCACAGAGCCGACUCGAACACAUAUAAUGGCUGAUAUGUUAUGUAGGAACGUAUGCAUUUUACUGUGCAUGAGUUGGGUUGUGGGACAAAACGAUCAGGGCUCUAUGUAUUGGUUCAAGCAUAGCAGGGUUGGGAGGAGAGCCUUGCGUUGAUUUCUGGCAAGGAUACCAGAAUUUACUAAUCCAUUCCUGCCCUUAAAACUUCUACAAACUACAUACUGUAAGCUAUACGUUAAAAGCUGUAGUCCCCACUGGAUAAAAGCACAAGACUUACUGGUUCACCAGUGUCCGGCUGCAAAUUGUUUUUAUCCCAGCAGGAUAUCCGAUGCAUUAGCAUUGUUUGUGCAAAUUUACUGCCAAGUUGCAACAUGGUUCCUGAAAUUGACUUAAGAAAAGACCAUGGAGCAUACUAGGAGAAAAUAGCUCAUUUUAAAGACAUGUCCCAGUGUUCUGUGAAGUGACAUGACAACAUGACCGUGACAAAUUAGUCACUACAUCGCUGCACAUGAACUGAAUUGGUGUGAAUGGAUAUGAUUGAAUGGAGAGUACAGUCAUCAUAUGGCUGCUGUUAACAUGCUGGAGACUAUCAUUUCCCUAUAUAUUGGAUCAGGAUCAGACUCAAGGAUUGUGGAAUAAAAUUCAGAGGCAUUUGGUAAAUGGAGUUCAAACAAUUUGAGUAAAAAGAAAUCAUGCAGUACAUGUAGAAAUAUACUGUACUACCAGCUGGACGCUGAGGAUGGCACCAAGGAGUCAGAAGACUGCAUAUAUAUAAAGCUUAGUAUCAGAUGACGUAAAUAACUGAUAAACUUUUAAUGAAACAUUUAAUAAAACGACACUUACAUUUUUUACAUUUCUGACGAUUGUAUAUUUUUCGCCGAAAUACACGGAUCCGUGUGUCUUUAAAGGGCAACGGCCGUUUCAGUUCUAACCAAUAGAAAUCAAGAGCAGCCACCUUUUCGCGUCCUUAUUGGAUGACUGUAAACAAAGCGCUGUCCAAUCAAUGAUGGUUUCCGGCCGGAAACAAACUGUUGUCCUGUGAGCGCGCCUUUUGGCUGCGCACGCUGAUUGGGUGCGCUCCAAACCAGCUCGCUCCUCCCUGUAUAGGUCUACUACAUAGGGUGUAAAAUAACUAAAUCUACACCCUAUAUAGUGCAAUUUGUAUGAAUAACGGCCCGAUUUGGGACCGAGCCCUGCUCUAGUCAGACUGAGGGGAGCCUGGAGCACUCUGCCUGCUGCCGUGCCGAGUAAGCAGUCUGGCUGAGGCUGCGCUGCAGCCCGAAUGGGGCUCCCGGCCCCACGCCAGUAAUAUCAGUCCGAAUUAGCUCAGUGUGGAUUGUAAUCUGCAGCACUGACUACUGACGAUCUCUUUGAGGUUUUUUUCUUUCUUUCCGGAGCGUUUUCAUAUUCCACACACAGGGCUGCAUUUCACUCUUUGAAGCAGCUCUGAAAAGCAGUCGGUGGUGGAAACUUGGGUUGAAACAGGACAAGAACAAGAUUUUAACUCAGAAAUCUCCAAUCCUCUGCAGUGCAAGAGCCGCUCGUGCAGACCGACAAUCAUGCUUCCUGCUGCAGAACUGAACUGACAGGAGCGAUGGAGGCUCCCAAGAGGGUUAACAUCUGGGCCCCUGUGCAGGCCAGGGCGAUGGGGAGCCACAGCGAAAACUCGACAUUCCUUCAGCCUGAUGUAGGAUAGAAGUGGUUCGCUAACAUGGGGUCUCCUUUAACGGAGUCCGAAGAGCCUCCCUGUAUAAUUUCCUUUCCUAAAUUGUGUAUAUUCUCAUUUUUAUGCUGUGUGGUAAAAAUGAAACAUGACUCUGGGGCCGUUUUCCUCCCCGUCUGUGUGAUUUUUUUAAUACUAUGAUAGAAAUGCUCGGGACUCUAAGCCUUGAUGAUAAGUUUCAUGUUCUUGGGAGGUCACAAAGUAGCACCAAACGCCACAAAGCACCUAGUUACAGAGCUGACAGACUGGAGCUGUACAGACCCGCACGUCUGCAUCGUUUACAACCUCCACAGGACCGAGAAAACCUGCAGCAGCAUGUCAUCCACUUGUCCACUACCUACAGAAGCAGGAUCCUUUUUUCUUUUUUUGUUUCUUUCCCCUUCCCUCCCUCCAGUGUUGGUACCAUUGUGUUCCUCCACAGACUCUCUGAGACUUCAGUAUUGAACAUGUCCCAAUAUUAUUAUCUUAGUCACACUUCUAGGGGCAAAAUACUUCAGGAAGGAGAAAUAAAUGACCUGUAUUCCCACAAGAUAAGUACACACUUUUCCAGCACACACCCAGACACUAAACUCAUCAGUCAGUUUGUCCCUCUGUUCCUCCAUUUAUUUUUUUUUAUUUCAUAUCCACCCUUAAACCCACAGCGACCGAUCUUGUCUUCAUACACUAAACUACUGAACCCUAUAUUCUCACACUCAACAGUAUUUACUGAGGCUAAGAGUCCCCAAUUCCCACGCAGUUACUAGAUGCUUUGUAGUACAUAGUAAAUUUUUUUUUUUUUUACAAAAAUUUUAACCUUUUGCUUUGAUUAAAGUUUUUGUUUGGCUUCUUUUUUUUUCUUUCUUUUUUUUUUUUUUUUCCUUUUGCUUUGCCAGUAUAUUAAAGUGUAAUCAUGUGCGUUGUGAUAUAGAAGUAGCUGUAGAAACCGCAUUGUUUCCUUGUGGUAAGUGAUUGAGAUGCUGCCACGGAUUUGAGACACUGAUGAAUGGUGCUAUUUUGGACUUUAAUCUGCUCCUUGGUAAGGUAGCUGAGAUGGUUUUUAUUUCAUGUCUUCACGUCUGGAGAAGGCGUUUGGUUCUUCGUCGUAUGGUUGUUGUAACUUGGUCUGGAUUGACUCCCCCCCCCCCCCCCCCCCUUCCCUCCUUCCUCCCACUGUCGUUUCUGUGCGGCUUUCUCUUUGGAUUUAAAAAAAAAAAAAAAAAAAGGAUGCACACAAAGUCCACGAAGAACAUUUUUAUUCUCCGAGGAGAUCUCUUUCAACACACUGAUCGCAAAAACAAACAAACAAACAAAAAAAAACAGCGGGAGCAACCACAAAACUGCAAUUAUUAAUGUUUUCCCUUUAAGGUCAAGAGCUGAUGUGAUUGAUUAGUCGCACUUACUGGCACUAGAUAAUUUGGCAGCGGUAAAAUAGCAUACCAUCUGUGAGCGGUUUCUCCUCGUCUAGGAACGUAUUUAGCACUUAAAGAAUGCAAAAACGAUGGAUCUUUGGCCAGAGGGUUGUUUUCUUUUGAGAUGUCUUUCGCUUAACGUGUAAAUAUAUGUCCACCCAGGAAACGGCACCGUUUGAAAGCCUUUCCUGUAGGACAACUCAGAAAUCAUACCUUUCUGGGAAAUUGUCCAUGGAUAGGUUGGUUCAAGGCUACCAAUCAGCUGCAUCGUCUCCACCAGCUGCUAAUCAGAAGAUGCUUCUAGCAGCCACAACCCUCACAUCUCUCAGAUCAUACUGAAAAUGUAGCACUGAUGAAUUAGUGUUCAAUUUUUCCUUUUCUUUAAGCGAACGGUUUUGUGUAUGACUUGUAGGUCGCCUCAAAGAUGGAAACCAAAAAGCUUUAUAUUUAGUUUUGGGGGUAAUUCAGUAGCAAAGUGUCGUCCUUCAGUAUUUGCAGUUUUGUCUUUGCUUCCAGUUUAACGUUUACUUUUGAACGAUCCCGAUUCAACGACCAACUUGAAAGCCCACUUUAGUUUCUUUGUCUACCCCCUUUUUUUUGUUUGUUUUUUUUUCUUUUUCUUUCUCCUCCACUAUAGUGGGAACCUCUUCCCAGCUUGCUCUAGAUCUUCCGUAGUGCAUCAGCUGCAUGCUUUCCGCUUUGAUUUGUUUUCAUCUUCAUCUUGACUGUUUGUGUUUUCUCUCAUAGGCUAGGUAUUCUAGCUCCUGUAAAUAGCAUCAGUUAGGUAGGGUCUGCUGUAUUAUGUUGAAAUACUAUAAUUAUUGGUGUAAAAAGACAAAAAAAAAAGUCGGCUCGUGAUCAAUAACGAAGCUCUCUGUAUUGUACGAGUAAUUUUGACGAUUUAAGCAGUAGUUCAAUAAACAUGCAAGCUCUCGA